This is a messenger RNA of Mustela erminea (ermine), 2218 nucleotides long. RefSeq names its product gap junction protein beta 3 (gene GJB3). The record is from RefSeq and is a predicted model, not a curated record. The coding region runs from base 630 to 1442 and encodes 270 amino acids. Gene Ontology annotation, cellular component: connexin complex. Gene Ontology annotation, biological process: cell communication. NCBI's taxonomy places the organism in Eukaryota, Metazoa, Chordata, Mammalia, Carnivora, Mustelidae. The transcript is spliced from 2 exons.
GGGACCCGAGCGCUCCCGGGAGACCCCGGGUGCUGUUGGUGGGGGAGAGAUGGUGCAAGGGGUCUCCCCCAGCACCCCCACUGCCUUUUCGCCCCUCGAUCCUGGGUGGGGUGGGGGCUCCAGGGGCUGGAAAGUUCUGGGACACCCUCCUCCCACGUCCGCAAGCUCGCCAGCCGCCCGGAAUGGAGGGAAACUGGGGAAGGGAGUGGGGUCGGUGGAGGAGAAAGCUCAGUUGGAGGGGGAGGGAAAGGAGGUGGUCGCGGCGGUGGCGUUCCGGAGUGUGGCGACAGCUCGGCGAGGACUUGGUCCCCGGGCUAGGAAAAAGCGGAUGGCCGGGAGGUGGUGUUGGGGGCAAGCUGGGGGUAAUCAGACUGGCUCCACCAGUCCCGGUUCUGGGCUUGGAGGGAAAUUCUUUGCGGGUGAGUCGAGUCCCUGGGGUGUGUCAGACGGGACUGGGCAGACAGGACCGGAAGGUGGAACGUGGGGACCCAGAAGGGGGCCGCCCCCGAUGGGUGUCCGGUGACAGGGCCCCUCUUGUCCCACGGCUGGAGGAGGGCCUCCAACCACCACUUCAGUUUUUUUGAACUGCCAUCAGGUGGGCACGGCCCCCGGCACCCCCACCAGGCACCAUGGACUGGAAGACGCUCCAGGCCCUCCUGAGCGGCGUGAACAAGUACUCUACGGCGUUCGGGCGCAUCUGGCUGUCGGUGGUGUUCGUCUUCCGCGUGCUGGUGUAUGUGGUGGCCGCAGAGCGCGUGUGGGGGGACGAGCAGAAGGACUUUGACUGCAACACCAAGCAGCCGGGCUGCACCAAUGUCUGCUACGACAACUUCUUCCCCAUUUCCAACAUCCGCCUCUGGGCCCUGCAGCUCAUCUUCGUCACGUGCCCAUCGCUGCUGGUCAUCCUGCACGUGGCCUACCGCGAGGAGCGCGAGCGCCGCCACCGCCAGAAGCACGGCGACCAGUGCGCCAAGCUGUACGCCAACGCGGGCAAGAAGCAUGGCGGCCUGUGGUGGACAUACCUGUUCAGCCUCAUCUUCAAACUGGCCAUCGAGUUCCUGUUCCUGUACGUGCUGCAUACACUGUGGCACGGCUUCGGCAUGCCGCGCCUGGUGCAGUGCGCCAACGUCGCUCCCUGCCCCAACAUCGUGGACUGCUACAUCGCCCGGCCCACCGAGAAGAAGAUCUUCACCUACUUCAUGGUCGGGGCGUCGGCGGUCUGCAUUGUGCUCACCAUCUGCGAGAUCUGCUACCUCAUCUUCCACAGGGUCCUGCGGGGCAUAGCCAAGAACAAGUCCUCCAAAAGCCGCAGCCUCCCAUCCUCCACCAGCCGAGCCUCCACCUGCCGCUGCCACCACAAGCUGGUGGAGGCCGGGGAGCUGGGCUCUGACUCUGGUGAUGACAAGGGGCACGCGUCAGCGCCCACCAUGACCCCCAUCUGACCACAGGGUGGGGAGCAGCCCUGGGGCUACCAGGGGGGAGAGGUGGGGGCAGUACUGCACUGAUAGAGGGGCCCUACAGGUGCGGGGUGCACCCCCCUCCUUUUGAAUUCACUAAUCUAUCUAAUUUCAUUGCUGGCAGACUUCCUGUGCACUGGGCACUGUGCUGUCGACCUGGGUAAAAUUCUCCCAACCCAGAGCCAGGGGAGACAGAGGUUGAAACAAGCUAAUUCACUACUGCAUGCAAGGGGACACUUAGGGGGCUCGCAGAGGGCUUCUACCUGACCCAGGAGGAGGUGCUCAGGCCCGGCUUCACUGAGGAAGUAAUGUCAGAGAGGCAGGAGUGCUUCUUAGCAGAAAGAACAGCAGGUGCAGAGAGAAGCCUGGAGAUCACAAAGAGGGAGAUGCUUGCCCUGGCUGGAUGCACCAGAUCCAAGGGAAUCUCCAUUUCCUUGGGAGGAACACCCAGAUUUCUGGGGUGGGAAGGAGGUAGUCUCUAAGCAGUGGGAAGUCUGUAGGGCUGAGAGUGAACUUGUGAGCCGGAGCGGGAGGAGGCUCUGCUGACACCAACCCCUCCUGAGAUACGCAGGGACCUUCCCAGUCCCCACUGCCUUCAGGGGAAGCCCCCUUCUGCCCAGUCCUCUUCCCCCCAGGUUCAGACAACUUUGCUCCCAUCUUCUCCCCACAAAUGUGCUCAACUUAGUGCCAGGCUCUCAGACCCGAGCUCCCAGAGACUCAAGAUAGAUGUUUCUUGAAAUCAAUAAAGUUUGUGUUUUAUA